GCGCUGCUCUAUUGAAGAACAGGCACUUGAAAUCAGUGGCAAGAGGCUAUCCUCUCAAAACUCGACUGUUCCACGCGACUGCUUUUGUGCUCCCGACUGACCCAAACAAGUAAAUGGACAACCCCAUCGGGCGAUUGCUGGACACCACGCUCGGCUUUCGGGGUCGGCAGAACCUGUUGGCUUGGGCGUUUGCGGGCGGAUUGGCCUACUACUUCAUCUACCUCCCAGAGCAGCGGAAAAUUGAGGAGCGCAAGGUAAUAUACGAGCAGCGGCGGAAUGACGGCUGGUGCUGCGGCCCGUGUGCGCGUGGCGGCGUUGUCAAACCGGCCCAAUACAUUGAGCGGCGCAAAUAUUAUGAGGAGAAGGGCCUGUGGGACAUUGACCGCGCCAAGCCCGUGCCGGACAAGCAGCAGAACGGGCUGCUGGUGGGCUCGGCCGCCAUCAGGGCGGAGGAGGAGCUGCAGCAGCGGCUGCGACAACGGCGUCAGGGGGCGGCGGCGGCGGCGGCAAUAGAGGCACCGGCGGCGGAUGAAGCGGCGGUACAGGCGGUACCAGCAGUGGCGGCUGUGGCGGGAGGGCGAGAGAGUGUGGCAGAGGUGCCUGUGAUAAAACACGUGGACACGCUGGCGGCGGGAGGGCAGCCGGCUGUGCAGACGCCGGUAGCGGAGCAGGGGGGAGCGCCUGAGCGGUAGCAGCGGCUCGGCAGGUGUCUGCGAGCGCCCAAACUUGUUGCCGCAUGCCGCAUGGGCGCAUGGGUGCGUGGCCAUGCGAGUGUUGGCCAUACAUGAGCUUAGGCAUGGCGCGCGCAAUUGGACGGCUCACCCGGGUGCAGCGUAAUGUUGGUGAUGGCGGCUUGGAUGGGAGCAUGUGGAGUGGCGAAUGCAGCCGGGCGCUAAUGGGCUAGCACAGAUGCGUUUCGCGCGUGUGCGCAUGCGGCCGUGUUGCCGCGUGAAGUCCGGAGGCACGGCAUGAGGCGGCGGCACAGGACCUGGCGACUGCGGCGGCGGCGCAGGACCUGGCGGCGGCGCAGGGCCUGGGCCCAGCAGUGGCGGCAUGCAUGUGCGUAGCAGAGGGGCAGGCAAGGCCACGUGGAGGAGGAGAGCGCGGUGCCGCCCGAGAAGCGGCGCCGGCGCGCAGGACCACAGGUUGAGACCUGUCGGUGUCUGGUUGGCGGUCUUUGGUGGCGAUCAUAGCGUGGCACAGUGUGGGGAAGGAUUUGACGGCUGUGCUUGUGCUUGACAGCGGGACUAGCCGGGCACAUGGCUGGCUAUGCGGCUAUGUCCGGGAAAUGGGGUAGUUUUGCACCAACGUGGCGUGGCGGCACAGCCCAUCUUUCCCCUUGAGCGGGAGAGCCACCCUUUCUUGUCAACAGGCAGUGCACGAGGUUGCGUCAUGAGGUUGCAUGGACUUUACCGUAUAUGGGCUGGAGUGGGGUGCCAACAUGCGGGGCGAACCGCGAACGUGCAACUGGGGCCCAACCGUUCGGCAUUUAGCAGGGGCAAAAUGCGUGCUUCUGAUACCACUGGGCUGUGGCUGGAGGCGGGCUUCACAAGUGAAAGUAACAUGGGGGCGCAU
Chlamydomonas reinhardtii is the source of this 1575-nucleotide messenger RNA. RefSeq lists its product as uncharacterized. The transcript has 5 exons. The coding region runs from base 114 to 692 and encodes 192 amino acids. NCBI's taxonomy places the organism in Eukaryota, Viridiplantae, Chlorophyta, Chlorophyceae, Chlamydomonadales, Chlamydomonadaceae. The record is from RefSeq and is a predicted model, not a curated record.